Molecule: messenger RNA, 1632 nt
Organism: Monoraphidium neglectum
Lineage: Eukaryota; Viridiplantae; Chlorophyta; Chlorophyceae; Sphaeropleales; Selenastraceae
Exons: 6
Coding region: 1-1632 (543 amino acids)
Source: RefSeq, a predicted model, not a curated record
AUGCGCCCCAGCGCCGGCGCCCACAUCGUGACAGCAGACGCGCCGGACGAGGCGCUCAGCGCCCUGGGGUACAUCUAUUCCCUGGCAAUCAUACGCAGCGCAGAGUUCCCGGCCUCCGUCGACCUGCGGCGCUUGGCGCCGCCCGCCGCGCUGCUCGACGGCCUCGCCGCGCUGCAGCUCGCGCGCCACGCCUCGGGCGCCGCGCGCAAGGGCAAGGCCGCCGUCACCGCGGACUCGGUCAAUGCUGAGCUGUCGCAGCUGCUGGCCGCGGCAAACCUGGAGUCCAUUGCGGGCGGGAAGGGCCUGCUGGCCAGGAAGGCCCUGAUCUUGAAGGAGAUCGGGAAGACCCCCAGCGGCAGCAAGGGCGGCAUGACAGCCGCGGCGGCGGCCGACCUAGCGAAGCGGCUCGCGGCGCUGUUCAGCGCGGACGAGCUGCAGCCGGCGCUGGAGGCGUACGCGGCCGCAGCCUGGGACGCGCUGGGGCCCACGUACCUGCAGGCGAGCCUGGCCCACGAGGCCGAAAUCUUGAGCGGCGGCAGGGAGCGGCCAGCCGAGGGCCACGCAGUGUACGGUCCCGCGGCCCCUGCAGCAGCCCCGUCCACGGCAGCCGCGUCGCCCGCGGCGCAGAAAGCGGCGCCGGCCGCCCGCCGCGGGCGCAAUGCCCCCACGCUGGCGGCGCCGGCGCCGGCGGCCGCCGCCCCUGCUGCUACCACGGCGGCCGCUGCCCCCGCCCCUGCUGCAGCCGCCGUUCCUCCUGCCGCCGUGGCCGCACCCGCGCCUGCUGCUAAGGCCAGCAAACCGCCGUCCGCCGCAGCGGCAGCGCCCGCCAAGGCCGCCAGUGAGCCCGCCGCCAAGCCCGUCAGCGAGCGGCGGCUGCGGAAUGGCAAGACAGUGCAAGUGCCGGCGCCCAAACAGGAGAAGGGCGCCCCGGCCCCUGCCUCCGCUCCCCGGGCGGCGGCUGCGUCUCAGCCCGAGGCAGAGCCUGAGGCAGCGCCGGGCGGCAAGCAGAAGAAGGGCAAAGCAGCCAAGAAGAGCGCGGCGGGCGGCAAGGGCGCAAAGCGGCCCGCAGCUGACGAGGCGGCGGCGGGGGCAGCGGCGGAGGCGGACGUGAAUGCGCGGAUCGCCGAGCAAGUGGUGGCGGAGGCGGAUGCAGCGGCAGCGGCAGCGGCAGCGGCAGCGGCAGCGGCAGCGGCAGCCGGCGGCAGCGGCGGCGGCAGCGGCAGCGGCAGGAGGGAGGACGCGCGUGGGGACCCAGAGCGCACGGGCGCCCGCGCGGGCGCAACGGCAGCCAGACGGCCUUCCGCCGGCGCAGCUGCGCCGUGGCCGCCCACCGAGCCUGCCCCGAGCGGCAGCCCCGCGCCCAAGCGGCGCAGGGUGGUCCGGUGGCAGCCGGAGGAGACGGACGUGCUCAUAAAAUACGUGUAUGAGUACGGCCCCGGCAACUGGAAGGCCAUCAUCGAGGUGGCUGGCCACCUGCUCAACAACCGCACGCAGGUGGACCUGAAGGACAAGUGGCGCAACCUGGAGAACGCCGGCAAGGUGCUGAGAGACAGGGAAGACCAGCUGCGCGCGGCCGCGGCCGCGGCCGCGGCGCCCUCUGCGGCGCAGGGGCAGCAGGACGGCGGCGCGUAG